UCUUGCUGGUCAGUUGGUGGGGAGGACCAAACUGUAACUUUAGCUGUGGUGAAAGCGAUGUUUUUUUUGUUCUUUAGAUUUUAAGGAUACGUCACUAUUCGUCAAAGCUGGAUUGUGGAUCUCGUGCUCAUUUAAAAGAUGGAUUUAGACGUGUGUGCAGGCGGGAACAGUACCAAGGGAAAAGCUGAUUCGGCUCAUGCAGGUGAAGGAGGCGCUAUGGCGACCGUGCCUCUGGAGCUCUAUGACUCCGCUAGAGCGAAAAUAGAUGCAAAUCUCCGCUGGCUGUUAGCCAAAGCUUACGGUAUAGACCACAUCCCAGAAGAUCUAUGUGACCCCUUCUACACGGACCAGUAUGAGCAGGAGCACAUCAAGCCGCCCGUCAUCAGACUGCUGCUGUCCGGGGAGCUGUACUGCCGUGUCUGCGGCCUCAUCCUGAAGGGCGAGCAGGCCUCAGCGCUCCAGUCCCACCUGUCCGUCAUCCAGGCCCUCUCCCGGAAAGGCAUCUACGUCCUGGAGAGUGACAACAACCCAGUCUCUGACGGUGACCUGGACUGUAGCCCCAUCAAGAUGAGUUCCCACAUACCAUUAAUUGAUUCCCUGAUGAUGGCCUACACAGUGGAGAUGAUCAGCAUAGAGCAGGUGGUAGGCUGCGUCAAACGCUUCUCCACCUUCAGCGCCUCCAAGGAGCUGCCCUUUGACCUGGAGGACGCCAUGGUCUUCUGGAUCAACAAGGUGAAUAUGAAGAUGAAGGAGAUCACAGAGAAAGAGACCAAAAUCAAGCAGCAUCUGCUAGAGUCCCCCAGCCACCAAAAGGUGCGAUACCGUAGAGACAACCUCUCUGGCCGGCAUCUCCAGCACUUCCCCAUGCUGGAUGACCUCAUGAAGGACAUGUGUGAUGGAGCCGCUCUGCUGUCAGUGGUGCACUUCUACUGCCCCGAAUGUAUGAGGCUAGAGGAUAUUUGCCUGAAAGUGGUGUCCUCCGUAGCAGACAGCCUGUACAACAUCCAGCUCUUGAGGGAGUUUUGUAAUGAGUACCUGAACCGAAGCUUCCACCUGCGUCCAGAAGAUGUGCUGUAUGCUCCCCCAGUGCUGAAGCACAAUGUCAUGGUGUUCAUCGCAGAGCUAUUCUGGUGGUUUGAGAUCCUCAAGCCCGACUUUGUCCAGCCCCGGGACUUGCAAGAAGUCAAAGACGUGAGGUCACUGCUGCAGCCCAAGGAUUCCCGCCCCCAUGUCUCCAUCUCCAAUGCUACCAAACGCAACUUCCUGGCCACACCUGGCUCUCCUGACAUCAUAACAACGUCCCAUAGCCCAGAUAUCUGUAACAGUACCAAAGUCAGUCCUGCGUCUAGCCCCUCACACUUAUUACUCCCCCUGAGACAGAGGCAACAGAAGUCCAUACAGAAGAAUGACGCCUCAGGGCAGAGAAACAGGUCCAACUCUCUGUCACGUGUGGACAGUCAAGUUCAGGGGUCAAGCCUGGCCUGGCCAGAGAGAAGACAGAGACCCCUUUCCCAGCCGGUGCCCUACGCCCUCCACUUCCCCCUGGAGAGAGAGUGCGAUGGCCUGAGCCUGGCCCACUCCAUCAGCAAGGACAGCCUGGGAUCCAACAUCAUCAGCAUCACACCCAAACACGUGCCUGGUGGGCCGGGGAUGGGUGUACAACUGCCCCCCCACAGGCUCAACGGUCAGGACAUGAUGGGCCACAUCCGCUUCAAGGACAAGGAGAUGGAGGAGGAAGAGCUGGUGGCCAUCAUCCACCCGGCGGCUCUGGCCAGGUGCUACGGCCCCCGUGCCUCCCCCGAGAGUGAUGAAAUGGAGCAGGAUGACCUGGAGGUCCAGAGUGAGGUGACCUCCAGAGUGUCCAGUGCUCGGCACGCCUACUGCCUCGCUGCCCCUCACCCCGACCGCCUCGCUGCCCCUCACCCCGACCCCCAGCCUGAGAGUUUCUACCUGGAGCCCCUGAUGCCAGCUGUUUUUAAGACCGCCAAAGAGAAGAGCAUCAGCCUGAACAAGGAGGAGGAAAGCGGGGAGAGUACAAGCAAAGCGGUCCUUAAGAGAACCACUGAGGGUCUUAAUUGCACGUUCACCCCCAUCCCCAAUGUGGAGGCCACCUCUGGUCCCUUCAGACCACCCACGAAGGGGGGUACGGGUUCUUCUCAGCUCCCUCUGAUGGGGGCAGCAGAGCCCAUCACCAGGGAUCAGUCUUGUGGCUUCUUCCUCCACCUGUCACCGGAGCCCGGGGACCAAACGACGACCUUCUUGGGGCUGGCACCGAGCUACAGCCCCUUCCCCACCGCCAUUACUACAGCUUGGGUGGGCCGAGACUCAUACUCUGAGAUUGCAAACCUGGAAGAGGAGGAGGAGGAGGAGGAGGAGGAUCAGAUGGAGCUGGCCAAGGAAGUGGUGAGGAGGGUCAUGGGGAAGUGCCUGGGAGAGGGAGGGGAGAGCAAAGGGGAACCGGAGGGGGGCGAGGGCGAGUCGGCCAAGCUCCGGGAGGACAUGAAGGUGUGCGAGCGCGAGGACAAGGAAGGCCUGGAAGCCUGGAGCGGACCGUCCAGCCCUUGCCUUAGCACGGCAUCUUGGGCCAGCAGUGUGUGCAACAGCGGCACCAUGCGAAUGACCAGCUUUGCAGAGCGCAAGCUCCACCGAAAGGUCAACAGCUUUCCCGACGACUGCUCCAAUAACAGCAGCUCCCAAAAGACCACACCCGAUGGCUCGGAGAGCGCCCCCUACACUCUAGGAGGCUUGUGGUGCCUGCAGGCUCCUAGCCCAUGUCGGCUGGCUAAAGACGGUGCUUUGCGGGUCAGAAAGGAAGUUGGCACCACCAACGUCCUGGCCUCAGAGCUGGUGCAGCUCCACAUGCAGCUGGAGGAGCAGCGGCGGUCCAUAGAGCACCAAAAGAAGAAGAUGGAGACCAUAUCGGCGUGCCAGCGACUCAAGCUGGGCAAGGCUGCCUUCCUCAACAUUGUCAAGAAGGGGGGUGGCAAGAACAACAUGCUGCCCCAGCCCCUUAAACACCUGGAGACCCAAUAUCAGACGGCCGGCAAGGACAAGGCUUGCAGGGACGACUCGUGUUUGGAUGUCCUGAAGGGUCAGAGGAAGGAGGGACAGCAGCAGAGGGACAGGGACAACAGAACAAACAGUGGCGGUGCAGGGCCGCCGGAUGAGGCGGGGGUCGAGCCAGACCUGAGCGAGUGUAGCCGCUCCAUAGAGUUGCUGAAUGAAGCCAUCAGUGCCAUUCAGCAACAGAUGAUGCAGCUGUCUCUACAGCAGGACCGUCUGAUAAAGCAGAGCGUCCAGUCACCCCUAGGGGUCCUGCAUGCCGCCUCCCUUCUAUCCCUGCCAUCAUCCCCUACACCCAACCAAGACACCUCUUCAAUUCCUUCCUCAGACUCCACCGUUACCCCCACCACUCACUCAGACUCCACCGCUACCCCCACCGCUCACUCAGACUCCACCGCUACCCCCACCGCUCACUCAGACUCCACCGCUACCCCCACCGAUUCCAAAUUCCGCCCGGCCGUGCGUUUCAUGGAGACCAUCACCACCGCUCCACCCGUCCGCCGCCCUCCCAAACUGAGCUCCGGAUGCAGCCCCAGGACCAAACCCGCAGAACUCAAACUGACUAAGGAGAAUGGCAGGCUGGCUUCCAAGACCGGCACCCUUGCAUCCAACACAGACCCUAGGCGCUCCCCGGGGUGGCACACCACCUCCCGAGGGGAGCAGGAUAGGGACCGGAGUCAGAACAGCAGCCCCACCUGCGUGAUAUUCACAGAGAGCCCAAGGGCCUUGGAGAGAGGCACGCUCCGUAGCACCACCUUCAAGAUCAGAGAUGAUGCCAACCAGCGCAGCCACAGAGACGGGCCCACCCUUAACCCUAAGCAUACCCCCCCUAAGGAUUCAACCCCCUAUGGCACCCCUCUCACACCCCACUGUGUGGACGCGGCUGAGGGGCGGGAGCAUAGCGGCUCAGGGAAGGAGAUCGAGCCCGGCGAGGAGGGAGGUCGAGGGAAAGGCCAGCUGAUUGAGGUAGACCUGUCUGACCAGAAGGAACCAUCGGAGGGAAAAGACUCCGAUAUAGGGGACACCUCGGCAGACGGAGAACAGAAGUCAGGACUGGGUUUCUUCUUCAAGGACGAUGAGAAGAUGGCAGAGGAUGAGAGGGCAAAGCGUCGCACUCACUUUCUCCUCAAACAGCAGCGGAAGAUGGAGGAGGCACGGCUCCGCAAACUGCAGACGGAGGCUGAGAGCGAACAGAAACGAGACGAAGCCAGGCGUAAGGCAGAAGAGGAUCGUGUGAGGAAGGAGGAGGAGAAGGUGCGGAGGGAGCUGAUCAAGCAGGAAUACCUGAGGAGGAAGCAGCAGGAGCUGAUAGAGGAGCAGGGUUUGGUUAAGCCCAGGUGUAAAGCUAGGAAGACCCGGCCUAAGUCCCUGCAUCGUGGAGAGUCCUGCUCCGACACCGGCUUCUCCAAGGGAUCCUCCACACGUUAUUCUCUGAGAGCAUCCAUGUUGAUGAGAGCCCAGGGAUCAGCAGCAGGCAGUAGGGGAGAGGACAUUCUCCACUGUUUCCAAUCAGGCUCCACUCUCUCCUUGGCCACCGAGACAGUGAGUGUCACUUUUGGAGGAGCCAAACCACAGAGGCGUGGGUCGGUGGAGUCGUUUCCUCUUCUAAGCAUGAACUCCAGUAGGAACAUGGAGAGAGACUGGGAGAACGGCUCUACAGCCUCCUCCUUCACAUCUACACUAGAGUACAAUGGUCCCAAGCUGUUUAAGGAGUGUGUUUCCAAGUCCAACAAGCCGAUAAUCCACAAUGCCAUCACCCACUGCUGCCUGGCUGGCAAGGUCAACGAAGCCCAGAAGAACACCAUCCUAGAGGAGCUGGAGAGGUGUGAGGCCAACCACCUGAUGAUUCUGUUCAGGGACGGUAGCUGCCAGUUCCGAGCCAUCUACUCCUUCUCCCCCGACACAGAGGAGAUUGUCAAGUUCACCGGCAUGGGGCCACGCAGCAUCAGCCGCAAGAUGAUUGACAAGCUUUACAAGUACAGCUCCGACCGCAAGCAGUUCAACUGCAUCCCCGCCAAGACCGUGUCAGUCAGCGUGGAUGCCCUGACCAUACACAACCACCUGUGGCAGAUCAAGAGGCCCAGCGGAUCUUCUAGGAAGAAGUGAGGAAGGGAAGAAGAGGAGGACACACCAUAGGCAUUCAUUCUACGAUUGGGCAGGACCCAGUAGUCUCGGAUAUGACCAUUCUGUGGGUUUGGCCUGUUGAUGACGGGGGAUUGGUCUAUUGCUGUGUGUGUGUAGCCUUCGGAUUGGUGUAAAUGGCGGUCUCCGUGGAGAUGGACCUGAGAAUUUUAAUGAACACCUUCCAACUAACCGAAUGAGUCUUUUAAAGAUUAGGAAUGUUUUAGUUUUUUCUCAAGGCAGUUUUCUGCAUGUGGCACUUUUUAUGUUUGAAGUAUUAGGUUUAUGCUAACUAAGGAAUAGCCUAUAGUUUAGCACUGAACACACUUCUUCUAUACAGUACUUUACCCGUAUGUAGUGGAUCAAAAAGACAAAACCACAGCCAUUGUCAAAAUUGUUUGAAAGUGUUUGUUCUAGUCGGGCAAAAUCCUGCAGCUGUGACCCCUCUGAUCUCCUUCAAAAGGCUAUUUAUUCAAUAAUACUAGUAUGGGCUUUUAAGUUAUUUUACCAUGAAUAAACUUUACUUAACAUUUUUGAAAAUGAUGAGAAAGAUAAGUCUUGUUUUUGUGUGUGUUUUUUCAGAUGUUUGUGGGAAUGCGUGGCUGUGUGUCUCUCUGAAUGUGUUUACUCGUUAAAUUAUGCUUUAACAAAGAGGGGUUGGGAAUGCGUGGCUGUGUGUCUCUCUGAAUGUGUUUACUUGUUAAAUUAUGCUUUAACAAAGGGGUUGGGAAUGCGUGGCUGUGUGUCUCUCUGAAUGUGUUUACUCGUUAAAUUAUGCUUUAACAAAGGUUUUAUCAUGCAGUGGAAUAAGCUCCACCACUGUUUAAUUCAGUUAAACGAUGAAUGCUCUUGUCCCAGGAGAAGGGAGGCUCAUCAUUUCCUCAGUGUUAUUGUUAGUGGUGAGGUGGUGAUUAGUAUUUACUCGGUUCCAAACGAGCACGCUUUGGGUUUCAGUCUAUUGCACUCUAUCUUACAGUAUGUUAUAGCAGAAUACUGGCCCACGAUCAAUGGUACUCAUGAAGAUCCAAAUCCACUGAAUGCUCAGCUCACUCUUACCAGCAGAGAGACACCAAGGUCUUCUGCUCCUUUUCACUAACACACUGGAACCUGAUCUGAAGUAAUUGACUAGGUUUAGGAUUUUUUUUGGCAAUGUGAUCUGGCCAGGACAACAAAAACAACUAUUGGCCUUACUUGCAGCCUAUAACAUGAGCCAGGAUUUUUCCCUAGUCACAUGGUCGAGGAAAGUCCUGGCCCCAUUCAUGACCUAAACCUGCUGUCUGUGAGCACUAAGAGCAGCUCUACCAUGACUGACUAUGCCUCAAGUUCAUUCAAUUCAAGGGAAACUGGACAAUACUUGAUAUUAUUUGCUGCAUUUUGUACAUGUGAGUAGUGGUUUUGUAUAUACUGUACCACCUUAUGUUUACUAAAAAAUUUCAUUACUGGCUUUAAAGAUUGUAUUUGUUUCUUUAAAAUAUUCUACUAUAUAUUUAUUUUGAAAAACACUAGUGUAAUAAAUAAUACUGGUUCCUUUG
Molecule: messenger RNA, 6716 nt
Organism: Oncorhynchus kisutch (coho salmon)
Lineage: Eukaryota; Metazoa; Chordata; Actinopteri; Salmoniformes; Salmonidae
Product: calmodulin-regulated spectrin-associated protein 1-B
Exons: 19
Coding region: 139-5169 (1676 amino acids)
Biological process (GO): negative regulation of microtubule depolymerization; neuron projection development; cytoplasmic microtubule organization
Cellular component (GO): microtubule minus-end
Molecular function (GO): spectrin binding; microtubule minus-end binding; calmodulin binding
Source: RefSeq, a predicted model, not a curated record